AGGGUCAGGCUUAGGGUGACAGCUGCACCUCCCUCAGGGUCUUGUGAUAUCAUGAGAAUGCCCUGUGCCUUGCUGUCAGCUGGACGUAUUAGUGCUGUGUGUCACUGUAUUCUGGACUUCUCUCUCUCUGUACUCUGCUGCUCACAGUGUGUGUGUGUGUGUGUUUGUGUGUGUGGGAGUGAUGGUAGCUCAGUCGACAGUCUCUCUCUCUCUCUCUCUCUCUCUCUCUCUCUCUCUCUCUCUCUCGCUCUCGCGUGCUGGCUGGCUGGCUGGCUGGCUGAAGAGGCAGUCACCAUGGCCAAGUUCUCCCUUUGGACACUCCUGUCAGACUGUUAGAAAGAGCAGUCAGCCAGACCACAAGGACACUCCUCUGAACCGAGCGACUAACUGACAAGCCUUCCCCAGGAUCAGAGAUCUUAGCCCGGAGAUACUCAGAGAAGCUCUCUCAAACCCUGGUGCAUGGGGAGGAUUUAUGUAACGGCUAUUUUCAACCAAUGCUAACCUAUACGUGACCUGUGACCCUGUCAGUUGAGUGGUCAGUGAGCCAGGAUAGGGGGGGACAGUAACCCUGUUGGGUUUCUGGUCUGACCCAUGGGACUUGAGGAACCUUCUAGAAAGCUGCGGACUCUGCUCACUGUGCUUGUGUUUUGGUGUUUGUGUGUGUGACUGUUGUUGUAUGUGCCAGUGUGUGUUUGUAAGACAGGGAAGUGAGUGGUUUGAUGUUGUUAUAACUGGGUCAGGUAGAGACAUGGUGUGUGUGACUCAUCAGUGUUCAGCUGUAAAGCCCUGCUUUGCCAGUAUUAGAUGAGAACAGAACACUGAGGACACUGUAGCCUAGAUACCUGGCAUACCUGUCUAUGUACUGCCCAGUCUGACACUAGCCUAGAUACCUGGCAUAUCUGUCUAUGUACUGACCAGUCUGACACUAGCCUAGAUACCUGGCAUAUCUGUCUAUGUACUGACCAGUCUGACACUAGCCUAGAUACCUGGCAUACCUGUCUAUGUACUGACCAGUCUGACACUAGCCUAGAUACCUGGCAUACCUGUCUAUGUACUGACCAGUCUGACACUAGCCUAGAUACCUGGCAUACCUGUCUAUGUACUGACCAGUCUGACACUAGCCUAGAUACCUGGCAUACCUGUCUACGUACUGACCAGUCUGACACUAGCCUAGAUACCUGGCAUACCUGUCUAUGUACUGACCAGUCUGACACUAGCCUAGAUACCUGGCAUAUCUGUCUAUGUACUGACCAGUCUGACACUAGCCUAGAUACCUGGCAUACCUGUCUAUGUACUGACCAGUCUGACACUAGCCUAGAUACCUGGCAUACCUGUCUAUGUACUGACCAGUCUGACACUAGCCUAGAUACCUGGCAUACCUGUCUAUGUACUGACCAGUCUGACACUAGCCUAGAUACCUGGCAUACCUGUCUAUGUACUGACCAGUCUGACACUAGCCUAGAUACCUGGCAUACCUGUCUACGUACUGACCAGUCUGACACUAGCCUAGAUACCUGGCAUACAUGUCUAUGUACUGACCAGUCUGACACUAGCCUAGAGAGCAACUUUAUUUUGGAUUUUGUUACUCACACACACUGUUCUUCUCAUUGUGUGUUAUGAAUGAGUAGUCCGUAAGGGCUGUGUCUGUUUUGCAGUGUUGUUGUUGUGAGAGGAAGUGAGCUGUCAGCUCAUUGGCCAGCAUGGCUUUGAUGGAAAGGUGGCAGAGUUCACUGGAGCAGCACUGACUCCCCGAGCCGGCCCCUUGCUUUACCAUUGCCGUUGGAAACAUGAUGAAGAGGAGGAAGGAGAGGCCAGGAGCUCCUGCCCUGCAUAUCCACUGUCGGACCAGUAACAGGAAGAGCCUGAUUGUGACGUCCAGUACCUCUCCUACACUACCCAGACCACACUCACCACUACAUGGACACCCAGGGAGCAGCCCCCUGGACAGCCCCAGAAACUUCUCACCCAGCACGGCAGCACACUUCUCCUUCGUUCCAGCUCGCAGUCACGGGCACAGGGCUGACAGGACGGAUGGCAGACGCUGGUCUCUUGCCUCACUUCCCUCCUCUGGAUAUGGCACUAACACACCCAGCUCCACCGUCUCAUCAUCCUGUUCAUCCCAGGAGAAGCUGCACCAGCUGCCCUUCCAGCCCACGGCGGACGAGCUGCACUUCCUCACCAAGCACUUCAGCUCCGAGAGCAUCACAGACGAGGAUGAACGACACUCGCCCAUGCGUCCCCGCUCACGCAGCCUCAGCCCUGGUCGCUCACCCAUCUCUUUUGACCAUGAGGUCGUCAUGAUGAACCAUGUGUACAAGGAGCGCUUUCCCAAGGCCACGGCUCAAAUGGAGGACCGUCUAGCUGACUUCCUGUCGUCCUCGGCCCCUGACAAGGUGAUGCCCCUGGCCGACGGGGUCCUCAGCUUCAUCCACCACCAGGUCAUAGAGCUGUCCAGAGACUGCCUGGUUAAAAGCCGAGAGGGAUGCAUCACGUCACGCUACUUUUACGAACUGCAGGAGAACCUGGAGAAACUACUGCAAGAUGCUCACGAGCGCUCGGAGAGUGUGGAGGUUACCUUCGUCACCCAGCUGGUUAGGAAGCUGAUGAUGGUCAUCGCUCGUCCUGCACGCCUGUUAGAAUGUCUGGAGUUUGACCCAGAGGAGUUCUAUCAUCUUUUGGAGGCAGCAGAGGGCCAUGCCAAGGAGGGCCAGGGCAUCAAGUCAGACAUCCCCCGCUACAUCAUCAGCCAGCUGGGUCUCACCAGAGAUCCUCUGGAGGAGAUGGCCCAGCUGAGCAGCUACGACAGUGGGAACCCAGACACACCAGAGACAGACGACGCUGUGGAUAGUCGAGGGGCCACCGUGCCUGUUGUAGCUCCCCCUAAAACCAAAGCCCCACGGGAGGAGGACUUUGAGAACAUCAAGCUCAUCAGCAACGGGGCCUAUGGUGCUGUAUUUCUGGUGCGCCACAAGGAGACCCGUCAGCGUUUUGCCAUGAAGAAGAUCAACAAGCAGAACCUCAUCCUGAGGAACCAGAUCCAGCAGGCCUUCGUAGAGAGAGACAUCCUGACCUUCGCUGAGAACCCCUUCGUGGUCUCAAUGUUCUGCUCCUUCGAGACACGCAGACACCUCUGUAUGGUCAUGGAGUAUGUGGAGGGUGGUGACUGUGCCACCCUGCUGAAGAACAUCGGGGCGCUGCCCGUGGACAUGGCACGCAUGUACUUUGCUGAGACUGUACUGGCACUGGAGUACCUCCACAACUAUGGCAUCGUACACAGGGACCUGAAACCUGACAAUCUUCUGAUCACGUCGAUGGGCCACAUCAAGCUGACAGACUUUGGGCUGUCGAAGAUCGGUCUGAUGAGCCUCACCACCAAUCUGUAUGAAGGACACAUAGAGAAAGAUACCAGGGAGUUCCUGGAUAAACAGGUGUGUGGUACACCAGAGUACAUCGCCCCAGAGGUGAUCCUCAGACAGGGCUAUGGGAAGCCAGUAGACUGGUGGGCCAUGGGGGUCAUCCUCUACGAAUUCCUGGUGGGCUGUGCCCCUUUCUUUGGAGACACACCUGAGGAGCUCUUUGGACAGGUCAUCAGUGAUGAGAUCAUAUGGCCAGAGGAGGAGGAGGCUCUUCCUAACGAUGCCCAGGACCUCAUCUCUAAACUCCUCAGACAGAACCCUCUGGAGCGGCUGGGCACAGGCAGUGCAUUUGAGGUGAAGCAGCAUCGGUUCUUCUAUAAUCUGGACUGGAACACUCUGCUGAGACAGAAGGCAGAGUUCAUCCCUCAGCUAGAGUCAGAGGACGACACCAGCUACUUUGACACCCGUUCAGACAGGUACCACCACUUGGACUCUGAAGAUGAAGACGACACCAACGAUGACGAACACGUAGAGAUACGUCAGUUCUCCUCCUGCUCGCCCCGCUUCAGCAAGGUGUACAGCAGUAUGGAGCGUCUAUCCCUCCAUGAGGAGAAGAAGACCCCCCCGCCCACCAAGCGUAGCCUCAGUGAGGAGGGAGGAGAACGCAUUGACAGCCUCAGUAGUCUCAAGUCCAGAGACCGCAACUGGCUGGUGGGGUCACCUGAGAUUCUGCGUAAGCGUCUGUCUGUCUCAGAGUCGUCCCACACGGAGAGCGACUCCAGCCCUCCCCUGACGGUGCGAAGGCGCUGCUGCUCCGCCAUCAUCGAGAUGCCGCGCUUCGCCAUCUCCUCAGAGGAGGAAGCAGGGGUGGCCCCCAGCUAUAGGAGCCCCAGCCUGCUCAGCCAGACACCCGGUGGAGUCAGGGGCCCCCGCAGCGAGGACUUGCCCCUCUCCAUCCCUGAGCUUCCCGUGGAGAGAGAGCUGAAACUGGACGAGUCCCCCACAACACCAGACUCUACAGCCAGCCAGCUCAGCAAAGCCACACUCACACCGGGCAGUUCAGGAGAUGUGUGGGAGCGUGGUUCAGGGGCAGACAGCUCUCCCUCUACCCCUAAGGCCAUCAGUGACCUGGCAGCUAGGAGGGCCCGUCACAGACUGUUGUCUGGAGACACAGACAGACACGCCCAGUCCAGACCACUCAACAAGGUCAUCAAGUCAGCCUCCGCUACCACUCUCUCACUCAUGAUUCCUGCUGACCACCACGGGGCCUCCCCAUUGGCCAGCCCCAUGUCACCCCACUCCUUCUCGUCCAAUCCCUCGUCCAGAGACUCCUCCCCCAGUAGAGACCUGUCCCCAGCUGUGGCCAACAUCAAACCCGCCAUCAUCAUCCACAAGGCGGGCAAGAAGUACGGCUUCACCCUGCGAGCCAUCAGGGUGUACAUGGGAGACACAGACAUCUACACAGUACAUCACAUGGUCUGGCAUGUAGAGGAGGGUGGUCCAGCCCAUGAUGCAGGGCUGAGAGAAGGAGACCUCAUCACUCAUGUGAAUGGAGAGGCUGUCCACGGCCUAGUGCACACUGAGGUGGUGGAACUCAUUCUCAAGAGCGGCGGUAAGGUGUCCAUCUCUGCCACGUCCUUUGAGAACACCUCCAUCAAGCUGGGCCCCGCCCGCAAGACCGGCUCCAAAUCUAAGAUGGCACGUCGUAACAAGAAGACCAAGACCAAAGAUAGCAGCCAGGAAAGCAGUAGUAAGAAGAGGAACUCUCUGUUCAGGAAGAUCACUAAGCAGGCGUCUCUUCUCCACACCAGCCGUAGCCUUUCCUCUCUGACCCGCUCUCUGUCCUCUGGAGAGAGUGGACCUGGGUCUCCCACUCACAACCUGUCCCCUAGAUCACCUACACAGGGUUACCGGUCCACACCUGACUCUACACACUCUGUAGGGGGUAACUCGUCUCAGAGCAGCUCUCCCAGCUCCAGUGUUCCUAACUCCCCAGCCAGCUCCGGUCACAUCAGGCCCAGCUCCCUCCACGGCCUGGCCCCCAAGCUCCAGCGCCAGUAUCGCUCCCCUCGCCGCAAGUCAGCCGGCAACAUCCCUCUAUCCCCCCUGGCCCGUACCCCUUCCCCAACCCCACAGAGCACCUCCCCCCAGCGCUCUCCGUCCCCCCUGUCCAGCCACGGACUAGGCUCCACCUCAAUGGGUCAGAUCUUUCCCGUCAAGCUCCACUCUUCCCCCCCUCUGGUCAGGCAGAUCUCCAGGCCCAAGAGCGCUGAACACCCCCGCUCCCCACUGCUCAAGCGAGUCCAGUCUGCUGAGAAGCUAGCCUCCUCCCUCUCCUCCUCAUCGUCCUCCCCCUCUCCAUCAGGUGCCGGAGGCGACAAGAAGCUGCCUGUAACAGUGACAGGGCGUAAACACAGCCUGGACAUCUCCCACUCUGAGUUUAAGAAGGAGAUGCUUCAGAGAGACCCCAGUCUGCAGAGUCUCCAGGAAUCAGCUGGGGAGAGAGAGAGCCUACUGCUGGGGUUGGGGCCUGGGAUAGGGGGCCGUGGUGGUCCCGUGGAGAAGGGCAGCCUGCAAAAACCCUCCUCCAGCAGGAAGCUAGGACGUCAGGAGGGGGACGGAGUGUUGACUGCCGGGUCCCUGGGGCUGGCUCCCGGGAAGAGCAAACUGAAGGACAAGCUGUCAGCCAUCAGACAGGACCGGGCUGAGAGGAGGGAGUCACUACAGAAGCAGGAUGCUAUCCACGAGGUGGACUCAUCAGAGGACGAGACAGACGAGGGUUCAGAGGACAGUCAGGACGGGAGGGGCAGGAACACCUGUACCUUUACCCCCCCACUGCUCCGCCCCACCUCCGUCAUGCCCAUCGUCCCCCGUACAGGACCUGGGGGCACCCUCCCCUCCCUCUGUCUGUCCCCCUCCUCCACCCUGCUGCCAAGCAGAGCCACCAUACCCUCCACACUCCACGAACACAAGCCCACUCAGAGUGGUCCUUCGCUGGGAGGGAAAGACAGCGGCUCAGCCUCCUCGGAUGACUGUAGGCGGAAAGAUGGAAAGGCUCCAGACCACAGCAGCAAGUUCACCCAGAGCCCCCUGUCCAGCACCUUCGCCACCCUCGGCAGUGCUUUCAUCUCCGUCAGCAAGGACACCUUCCUGAAGCCUGCUGCUUCAUCUCCACAUCAGGACUGGAGGAGCACCAAGUUGCUUGAGUCCAGGGGGAAGAGCAGUAGUUUAUGGAGCGAGGAGAGAGACUCUGGCCUGGAGGCCCCCAGAUCCAGCCCCACUGGGUCCAUAGACGGCAGAGACCUAGUCCCCACACCCAUCUCCUCCCCAGGCAUCACCAAGGAGAAGAAGGAGGCUGACAACCGGAGACAUGCCGCUGCUGCUGCCGCGGCGGCAGCCUACGCCACCCCCAGCCCCCCAGCCUCUCCAGCCUCAGUGUCAAGGUCAGAUAGUGGGGUGGACAAGAUGGUGUCACAUCUAGCCAAUGUAGCUCAUAGCGUCCUGGGGCCCGUCAAACUAACCAUCCCCGGCGCCAAGGAGGCCUUUGAGAGAGCCAAGGACCAGAAUCAGAGACACUCCGACCCCCCUCACCCCAAGGCCACACCUGACUCCCCCCUCUCCGCCACCACCACUCCCCUCUCCCCCUCCACCUUCAGACACCCUGCCCCUCAGCCACCACCCCGCCUGUCCUCCCAGUCUCCUCCCAGGCAGCCCUCCUCCAAAACUGAGCCAGCCCCCCCUCCCCUUCCACAGAGGAGGCUCUCCCCUCCUAAAGACUGUACCCUGGCCCAGGGCACCCAGGACACCAUGGAGAGGCCGGUGGUGGAGACUGCACCAAGGAAGGUGCCCACCACCACACCCAACCAGACACCUACUGCAGCCUCAGAGCAGCGCAAUAGGCCAGACCCCCGGGCCUCACAGAGACCCAGUCCAGCCUCUGCAGUCUCCACCCCGCAGGACAAAAUCAGCAGCAAGAAGACGUAGCAGAUAAGACACCCAAGAGAAUAGAGACUGCUUGAUGAAGAUCUGAAUCUUUAUCCACAGACAACUGCAUGUUUGGAAGAAAACAACAUUCUAAACUUUUUGCAACUCCCUAAUCAUUAUCUGAGAGCAUAGCCAUCUGAUGGA
Molecule: messenger RNA, 7484 nt
Organism: Oncorhynchus gorbuscha (pink salmon)
Lineage: Eukaryota; Metazoa; Chordata; Actinopteri; Salmoniformes; Salmonidae
Gene: mast2
Product: microtubule associated serine/threonine kinase 2
Exons: 25
Coding region: 1788-7340 (1850 amino acids)
Biological process (GO): intracellular signal transduction; peptidyl-serine phosphorylation
Cellular component (GO): microtubule cytoskeleton
Molecular function (GO): magnesium ion binding; protein binding; ATP binding
Source: RefSeq, a predicted model, not a curated record